Eruca vesicaria subsp. sativa (arugula) is the source of this 189-nucleotide messenger RNA. Lineage: Eukaryota; Viridiplantae; Streptophyta; Magnoliopsida; Brassicales; Brassicaceae. The record is from the annotation of a GenBank genome assembly.
AUGAGAAGUGCACGAGAGCUUGCUUUGGAGGAUUUAAGCCUAAAUACGUUUGGUAACCUUACGAUGGUUGUUGUUUGUUUCUUGGUGGCUGAUGACAUGGCGAUGGCAGCUCCUCUGGUGGAGAAGCAACAAUGUUGUAGUGUGACGGCAGAAGCUUUUCAAAGCUUAAGGGCUGUAUUAGACAGCUGA